UGCAAGGUUGUGUCCACAUGUGACCAGCUUAAACUAGUUCUGAAGACACAAAGGGAAAGGAGAGGGAGAUAAGGAGCCAGAUAGCGGGGCAGCAGGCGGUGUAGCAGAACCAGCGCAGUAGCAGCAGCCUCCGCAGUAGGAGCGAGGAAGUGUCGGCAACUGAGUCCUCGUCUCAGCGUCUAAUCCAGAAUGCAGGUCCGUGGACUCUUUCUCUUGGUGCUGAUUCUUCUGGCUGCUUCUUUGGAGGCUGGCAAAAACAAAAAAGAGAAGGUAAAGAAAAAUGGAUCUGAUUGUGAGGAAUGGCGCUGGGGCCCCUGUGUCCCCAACAGCAAAGACUGUGGUGUUGGCUACCGUGAGGGGACUUGUCAUGAAGAGACCAAGAAACUCAAGUGUAAGAUUCCCUGCAACUGGAAGAAGGAAUUUGGAGCUGAUUGCAAAUACAAGUUUGAGAGCUGGGGUGUCUGUGAUGCUGCAACAGGGCUGAAGGCCCGUUCAGGCACUCUGAAGAAGGCCCUGUACAAUGCCGAGUGCCAGGAGACUAUUCAAGUGACUAAGCCCUGCUCUCCUAAGGCCAAGUCAAAAUCCAAAGCCAGGAAAGGAAAAGGGAAGGACUAGAGUGAUGGAUACAACCUCACCAUUGUCAGGACAUGGUGCCUGAACCCACUUGGACACACACCACUUGGAGCUGCAGCGUGAUCCCUCCCAGCUCGGCGAUGCUUUGCCAAAUCCCACUACUCUUCUGCCUCCACAACUUUGUCCUUAACUGAGAUAUUAUUUUCUAAUUCCUAGUUUUGUAGAGAACAAGUCCACCCUGUCCUGAAGGAGGUGCUGUUUGCCUUCUCCUUAAAUUUCUCCCUUCUACCUCCUGUAUAUGCACCCCAGUGUUCUUUGCUCUGGUUGUUUCCCAGAAUUCAGCAGCAUGGCGUGUGUUGAGAUGGGGCUGGGCUAGGCUGUGGCUAGAGUUAUUCACAUUGGGAGUCCUUUGUGAAAGCCAAAUGACCUUCUGGCACAUCUCUUGCAAGCGUAGCGAUCCCUGUGAUUUCCCCAUGCAACUUUGGCUUCUCAUAGACAAAGCUAUAAAUUUAAGCUAGCCAAGGAAACUGUCUUGGGGGGGAUGUAAUGGAGUGGGGUUGGAGAGAGUUACAAUAAGAACAGAGGGUGUAGAGCCCCAAGCCUGCAUUGCCUUCCUAAUGAGGAGGCUGUGUGCAGUGGGACAGUUUUGACUACUUUUGGUGUCAUUUUGGCCCUCUCAGCUUUAUAAGGGCUAAAUCUGUGCCUGCAGCCCAUAAUGGUGGUAUGUGAGUGUGCAUGUGUGUGUGCAUGUGCGCCUUCCUCUCUCCUGUUCUCUCUAAUACAUCCUUGUUCAUGAGCAGCACAUUCUCUUGCAGAUGCUCCAUCUAGGGAAGGAUACGUACGUACGUGUGUGGGGGGGGGGGGAGAUCUGUGAGCUAUGUUUGCUUGGGCUUCUGCUAACAAGCCACACCUUAAACCCCACUCCAGCAUCCAAGAAAGAACCUCCCCAGAGUUAAUGAGCAUUGUUUCUUUCUCAGUUGUUAUGCCCUCAUUCCUUUUGUCCCUUCUUAUCUGUAUUUUUGCUGGGACGCUGUGGCCUUUCCCCAACUUUACUGGUGCUGGGUAAACCCUCUCUGCUUUUUACAGUCCCCCCUCCCUUUUCCAAUAAAAGUCUUUUUACAAAAACAA
Molecule: messenger RNA, 1701 nt
Organism: Hemicordylus capensis (graceful crag lizard)
Lineage: Eukaryota; Metazoa; Chordata; Lepidosauria; Squamata; Cordylidae
Gene: MDK
Product: midkine
Exons: 5
Coding region: 190-615 (141 amino acids)
Molecular function (GO): growth factor activity
Source: RefSeq, a predicted model, not a curated record